Messenger RNA from Xiphophorus couchianus (Monterrey platyfish), 5104 nucleotides. RefSeq names its product bromodomain and PHD finger containing, 3b (gene brpf3b). The record is from RefSeq and is a predicted model, not a curated record. Lineage: Eukaryota; Metazoa; Chordata; Actinopteri; Cyprinodontiformes; Poeciliidae. Gene Ontology annotation, molecular function: protein binding. The transcript has 13 exons. The coding region runs from base 393 to 4148 and encodes 1251 amino acids. Gene Ontology annotation, biological process: regulation of transcription by RNA polymerase II.
AUCUCCGCUUUUACAGUAAAGCUGGACUCUAAACAGCUAGCCAACUAGCCGAAAGAAGCUAGCACUCCUCCUCAUAAUAUUUGCUCAACAACAAGGUGCCCCUUUAUUUAUUGGACUUGAUAUAUCCCUACUAUUUUCAUUAUGGCUUUAGGGUUAACUGUUUUUAUUUUUAAGGGCAGUUUGGGGGAAACAUGGAAUGUUAUAAGAAGGUGAAAUGUACCGGCUGUGGUAGCAAACUGUGACAGGCUAUUAGCUGUUAGCUUAGGAAGUGUAGCAAAGCCCACCGCCGAACUGAGCGACCAUUACUGGAAAAACGGCUCCAAACCGCCGGUUACUGAUCCCCCCUGUUCACUCUGCUGGCAUUUUAGGAGUGAAAGUGUGAGCAGUGGCCUAUGAGGAAGCCACGGCGAACUUGCCAGGUCGGUGGAGGAGGUAGAGUAAAUGGCAAGAAGUCCAACGGGACAGUUGGCGGGCGUGGGGGCACCCGCCAGCGAUCUCCAUCCCCGUACAGCCUCAAAGCGUCUCCAAGUAGAGAAACUCUCUCCUAUUCUCAGUCUCAGAAGGUGGUGGAGGUUGAACUGGACGGAAGGCUUCACCGCAUUUCUGUCCUGGAGCCCUUGGAAGUCAUCACGGAUGAUGAGACAGUGGCUCAGGACAUCAGCGAGUGCAACAGCAACAAAGAGAACAGUGAGCGGUCGGUGUCGCCCACCAGCAGUGCACAAACUCCCCGGAAAGUCUCCACGCUCAGAGGCCGCAGGAAAGACUCCAGAAUGACCUCUGGCAGGUCGACGCAGCCUUCCAAGAACCAAUGCCACAAUUCCCAACCUCAUACACCUGAAAAGUCCAGCACAUCGAACAGUACCCACAUAACCCUCCCUGAGCCUAAGUUUCGUGUUGUGGAAAGCUUCACUCCAGUUGAGGCACCUCCCCUGCCAGCUGCCUAUUACCGUUACAUCGAGUGCUCCCCUGAGGAUCAGGAAAGAAAGGCAGAAUAUGACAUGGAUGAGGAGGACUCCGCCUGGCUGGAAAUGGUUAACGCCACCCGGCUUUCCGAGGGUCUCUCAGCCAUUUCGCCAGACAAUUUCGAGCUACUGGUGGAUCGGUUGGAGGAGGAGGCAUACAGAGAAGCACGCAUCCGAGCGCCUCCACAAAGCGCUAUUGACGACGACGCCUUCUGCUGUGUGUGCUUGGAUGAUGAAUGCCUCAAUAGCAACGUCAUCCUGUUCUGUGACUCUUGCAACUUGGCUGUGCACCAGGAGUGUUACGGCGUUCCCUACGUCCCUGAAGGGCAGUGGCUCUGCCGCUGCUGCCUUCAGUCUCCUCACAAACCUGUCGACUGCGUCUUGUGUCCUAACCGGGGAGGGGCUUUCAAACAAACAAGCGAGGGUCGUUGGGCGCACGUUGUGUGUGCUAUAUGGAUUCCCGAAGUGUGCUUUGCCAACACUGUGUUUCUAGAACCGGUGGAAGGGGUUGGUAACAUUCCUCCAGCUCGCUGGAAGUUAACUUGCUACCUUUGCAAGCAGAAAGGCCGCGGCGCGUGUAUUCAGUGCCACAAGGCCAACUGUUACACUGCGUUUCACGUCACAUGUGCUCAGCGGGCCGGUCUGUUCAUGAAGAUCGAUCCUGUCAGGGAAACGGGCAUCAAUGGCACAACGUUCUCAGUAAAGAAGACGGCGUUUUGCGAGACGCACUCGCCCCUGGGACAGGAGUCAGAGUCCGACGAGGAGAGUGAGGGGCGAAUCGUGGGCAGCAGGAGAAGGGCGAGCAGAGGACGCAUCGCUUACACAGAUGGUCCUACUUUACCUAAAAAAGGCAGGAAGUGUGAAGAUGAGCCAGCAGAUAAGAAGAAAGGGAAGAAAAAUACAGAGUGUACAACCCAAACCACAGGUUCUCCACAGCUUGUGCUGCAGAUACCCACAAGCAGGUUGAAUAUAAUUUCCAAAGGAAUUCUCAUGCAAAGGAAAAACCAGUUUAUGCACAGACUGCAUAGCUACUGGUUGCUAAAACGUCAGUCAAGAAACGGUGUGGCACUGGUUCGGCAGUUGCACUCUAACAUCCAAUCACAAAAGAGUACAGAACAGCCUGAAGUGGACGAGAAGAUUUCUGCAGCAAGAGAAGCUCUGAGAUACUGGCAGAAACUCCGGCAUGAUCUUGAAAAAGCCAGAUUGCUGGUGGAGCUCAUACGCAAAAGAGAGAAGCUCAAACGGGAACAGGUCAAAGUUCACCAAUCAACUUUAGAGAUGCAGCUCACGCCAAUGUUGAUGCUGCUGCGUGCCACCCUGGACCAUCUUCAGGAGAAGGACACUGCUCACAUUUUUGCCCAGCCAGUUAACUUGAAGGAGGUUCCAGACUACCUGGAGUUUAUCACUUAUCCAAUGGACUUCUCCACUAUGCGCUCCAAGCUUGAGAGUCAUGCUUACCGUUCUGUGGCUGACCUGGAGGCUGACUUUAAUCUGAUGGUGUCAAACUGCCUCCUGUAUAACACCAAAGACACAGUCUUCUACAAAGCAGCGCUGCGUCUGCGUGACUUAGGGGGUGCUGUAUUGCGCCAUGCCCAAAGACAAGCCACAAACGCCGGCCUUGACCUGGACACGGGGAUGCACCUCCCUGAGUCACCCCAGAAAAGAGACUUCUACAGCUGUACCUGGGAGGACGUUGACAGUGUUCUGGAUCCAGAUAACCGACUCCACAUGACGAUGGAAGAGCAGCUGAAGGAGCUUCUGGAGAAACUAGACUUUGUCACAUCCAUGCGGUGCAGCGGCGCCCGGGCCAAACGCAUCCGCCAUCUUCGACGCGAGAUCAACAAGCUCCAGCUCAGACAGGGUCAACCCAUGAGCCACGGCAUCCACAACGGGCAUCUUAAAGAAGAGGGCGAAGACGAAGAUGAUGACGACGACGACGAAUACAACAAUAACAAUGCCAAUUGCCUGUCCUCCUCAGACAAAGAGGACCUCAAAUCCACUUCUCCCCCAAGACUGGAACCUAGAGGCCCGUCUCCUCCUCCCCGACAAGGAGAACCUCCUCUGGAGCCUCCCACACUGCGGCCCAUGACAGGGGAGGUCCAGUCCCACUCCUGGUUCUGCAAACGCCUUAAAAUAGACAGCAACCACUUGAACAGCGCCUCAGAAAACAUUAAUUGCACUAAAGCACGAGGAGAAUGUUGCGUGACACCUCCUCCCACUUUGCACUAUGAGGGGCAGGUUGUAGCUAACGCCCUGCCGCCGCUCUCCGUCUCUCCGCGGCCCGCCACCGAGGGAGUCGGACGGCGGACCUCUGUCUUGUUCAAGAAAGCAAAGAACGGAGCGAAGCUUUGCAGGGAAAAAGAGAACCCCGUGUUUAAUGGGAAGGGGCUGCAGGACGAGAAUACGAGCAGCAACCCCACCGGCCCUAGUUCAACAACCAGCUCCCCAUCCUGCACACCAGCGUCCAGAACCCCACAGAAAAGCCCUGGACCUCCCACUCUUCACGAGGUGUGGACCCCUGGUCGAGAAGCGUCGUCAGAUACAGAAUUGGAGAGGACGGUGAAUUAUUCUCUGGAAAGCGGACUGACCAAUAGGUUUGAAAGGCACAAAGACAGCAACUCCGACGCAGAGUCACGAUCCUGUCCCGUCCUUCACAAAGAAAUAAAAUCGCCACCCAAACGAAGCCUCGGAAAGCCUUCUCUCUCCAACGUUCCUCUUCUUGACAUAGUCAACGGAGAUUCGGAUUACACCGGCAACGGGAGUCAGUCGUCAGAGGACGAGACGGAGCUGGAGCCGUUGGAGCUGGUGUGGGCGAAGUGCAGAGGAUAUCCCUCCUAUCCCGCUCUGAUCAUCGACCCAGAGAUGCCAGAGGAAGGCCUGCUGCUGAACGGGAUUCCUAUCCCCGUCCCACCCAAGGACGUCCUCAGGCUGGGAGAGCAGAGACAAGAGGAGACAAACGACAGACUCUACCUGGUGCUUUUCUUUGAUAAUAAGCGGACGUGGCAGUGGCUCCCCCGCGACAAAUUGACGCACCUGGGCGCAGACGACACGGCGGACAAGCUGCGCAUAAUGGAGGGCCGCAAGUCCAGCAUCCGCAAGUCCGUCCAGGUGGCGUACGACCGUGCCAUGAUCCACCAGAGCCGAGUCAGCUACAGCCACUGCUUCGUCACCUCCAACUACCUGUAGACGCCGCUGAGCAGCUGUCGGGUCCCAGACCGAAUCACAGGUUUCCGACAGAACCUGUUUUGUGUCAUUAGGGAGACGAUGUGUAAAUGAAGUUACAUUAAGCCUCACGUUGCUGCAGUAAGUGUUAAUUCCCCCCAUUCAGGGGCGUUCAGAGGUGUGUGCUCAACUCCAGCCGGAUAUCACGAAUCAAAUGUAAAAGAGCCUGAGGUUCUGCUAAUCCUGCUGCUGAGGGAUCAAGCCAUUAGGAAAGAGAUUUAAAAUGAGCUGCCGGAGACCGACGAACACAUCACUGCCUUCUUUUAUACAAUAGAUUUUCUAUGUUUUACACUUUUUACAAAAGACUCAUGUAUAUUUUACUGCUAGUAGUUGUUGUACAUACGACUUUGCGUUAUCAAGCUCGUUCUAAUUAAAUUUUUAAAAAUGCGUACUUCAAUCAGCCUUUUAAAGGGCGAGGCGAGACUCGACAUGACAUAAUUCCUGCAGAGUAUGGAGAUAUUUGUCUUUACUGUAAAUUAACUAUAGUUUGUGUGUUUUGCAUUGUUGUGUAAUCUUGGCAUUCGACAAAAUGAGCCGAUGCUCUUUAUAUUUGAAAUCUCUUUUGAUACAGAGAAAUAAUUUAUUUAUGGAAGACAAACUAUAGAAAUAAAGUUAUAUUGAUUAAAUUGCGAGUUCUUAUUUAAGAGAAAAAUGGAGUGAGGUUUUUUAAUUGAAAAGCAGACAGCAUUUUAACUGAUUUUUGCUGAUUUUUUUAAUUAUUUUUUUUACUCGAUACCAAGCACAAGCUUUUAAUAUUGACCCACUCAAUGAUUCUAUUUAUUUCCCAGAGCCCAAUUCCAUCCAAUGAAACGUUCACCCCGAUAAGCUUAUCGCUACUGUUUAUAUUUUACCAGCUCAGCAAAAUUCUUUAACCAGUUUCCACAUUUUGGAAAAUAUUCUAUUAAAAAAAUGUUUAUGUA